GUUCUGUCAGUAGGAUUAGUGCGCGAGUGUCGGUGCACCAGAGACCGCUUCAAACUUCCGUCAUAAAGGAUCGCACUCAAAAUUUUGGUGAGUGCUCGCGACAGUUAAUUGUCACCGUGUAUAGAUUACGUCACAACCAAAAAUAAACUGGACUCGUUAUUGUUGGGCAGAUGUUUUAGAACGCGUCGUGAAAACACGAACUAGUUAAGCAUUUAAUCUGGUGGUGUGCGAAGGAAACUCGUGAAACUGUUUGUUAUUGUUACGUUUCGAAAUGUAUCCGGUUUUCUUCAAGAUCCGCAGCUUCAGUUUUCUUAAAACGGGCAAAUAGACGUGCGCGGAAAAAAGGAAAAACUGAAAGUUUCAAAUAAAAGGACACGAUGAACGGAACGGAGAGGUAAAGGAAAAGGGAAAGCGCUAUGUUGUCAGCAGGGGUUGGUUACGGAGCUCCUGGUGCAGGAGACACGCCUCCUUAUAGUCCUCCACUGCGAACCAGCCCCUUACCGAGCUUCGGAUUCACCCAAGAGCAGGUGGCAUGUGUAUGCGAGGUUCUACAACAAGCCGGAAACGUAGAAAGAUUGGGUAGAUUUCUAUGGUCAUUGCCUGCUUGUGACAAACUGCAUAACAACGAAUCCGUAUUAAAAGCCAAAGCUAUUGUUGCAUUUCACAAAGGAAACUUUAAAGAACUGUAUAAAAUUUUAGAAAGUCACAAUUUUAGUCCUCAUAAUCAUUCCAAACUUCAAGCACUCUGGCUUAAAGCUCAUUACCUCGAGGCAGAAAAACAGCGAGGUAGGCAGCUGGGUGCUGUGGGCAAAUACCGCGUCCGACGGAAGUUUCCUCUCCCCCGCACCAUAUGGGACGGCGAAGAGACAAGUUACUGCUUCAAGGAAAAAUCAAGAAGCGUUCUAAGGGAAUGGUACUCACACAAUCCUUAUCCGAGUCCGCGGGAAAAAAGAGAACUCGCCGACGCAACUGGACUUACAACCACCCAAGUUUCCAAUUGGUUUAAAAACAGACGGCAACGAGACAGGGCGGCGGAGCACAAAGAAAGUAACCACGGCAACGUCGACAAGCAACAAGUAGAAUCGAGUGGUUCGGAAAGUGAAGCGGAACCGAAACAUCCCUCUUAUCCAUCGGCUUUACCCGUUAUGCCUGCUCAGUUGAACUACGCGUCAUUAGCAGCCCCUAAUAUGAGUCAACCGAUUUAUCCCGGUCCCGGUGUACUACACGACUAUCAGACUUUGUGACAGUGGUUUAUAAACCCUUCUGAUCAAAAUAACGUUCAAAAUGUACCGUAAUGUUUAACUUGUAUGUAUACAUACAUAAAGACCUGAAACAUUAUUAUGUCAUUGAUUCUACAGCAUAAAGAAAUGUACAAAGAAAAAGACAACGAGCAAUCUCAACCACUAAUGUAUUACUACAAAAAUAGUUUGAGAUCUUCAUUGCUUCAUAUGGGUACUCUUACACCUAUUUUUUAUAAAGACAUUUUAUAAUUUCUACUUUUCUAAAGUAGUUAAAUAAUAUGUUAAAUAUAAUCUAGUAAAAGUCCAGUUGCAUUAGCAUCUUUGAUAAUUUUUUAUGGAUAUUUUGUACUAAACAUUUACGGUCAGUUAAGCAGUAACCCACAGUGAAACAGUCAGUAACAACUUAAAACAUUCAUAAGCAUCCAGCCCAAUUAUACUCAUCGUAAUAGGUUUUAUCAUUGAAUGCAAAUUAGAAUGAAUGACAUUAACUUCUCAUUCACAUUUUGGGCACAUCUUUUGACUAUAAUCUUUUGCGAGUAAUUUAGAAUAAACAACAAUCUUUCUAUCCACAAUUUUUGCACACUAUUAAGCAUUAGUUCUACAGCAAGUAUCAUAAAAAAACAUGAGGAUUUUACGAUAUUAGUUUAUUUACACAAUUUUAGACUGUGAUUGAUUUCGGUGCUGCUUAACUACUAAAAAUGUUUAAAUUUUUUCUUCUAAUUUGACUAAACUAUAAUACUAUGUUACCCACCAAGGGAAGCAAGUAUACCACUCCCUUCAGAAUGCGGAUUACUUUCCGCUGAAAGCGAGGGCGCAAAUUCCCGAAAAAGGGUGUGGUACUCUCUUACCGAAACUCGUAUAGGAUACCCCUGCCCGAAAGUACGACUUUUUCUGAUUUCGGGACAGGGCAUGACACAAUAUCGCAUACGUUCUUCGGGAAGAAAAUACAGCAGCCCUCCCGGAGGUUUGUCGUCCUUACCGGGAGAGGUGACGAUUCAUACCAGGGAGGCAAAUGUCCUACUUUCUUCCCUUGUUGCGUAAUAUAUUGUUAAUAUUUACACUGAAAAUUAUACAUAUUAUAUAAAGCCGCGUUUAGACUAAGUCGAGUAAUUGAUAAAGUUGCUCAUAAGCCAAUUCGCUUCUAUUUAAAGCGAUAUUAAAAAAGGCUCUCGGCAAAUGCUUGUUUACCCCUUUACCCCACACCACCAAUAUUCUUGUGUUUUCAAAGUUUGUAAUCUAAAGUUGUGUGUGAGCAUUACUUUAUAUAUUUAUGUAUUGUACGCCACUGUCUUUUGUAUAGAAUUUAUUGUUUUUAUUCGCUUAGUCUAAACCAAGAGCGUAUCCGGAAAUAAUUCAGGAGGAGAAGGGAGGAAGGGGGAAUUAAGUUUUAUACAUCUACAUUUGAACACUUGAUUGACUUUUUCACUUGUUUUUUGCCGUAAAAAAAUAUUACAGCUUUUUUCUAUACUGACGAUUUUUCUCACACAUUUUUUUGCAAUUUUUUACACUACAGAAUUAAACCAUAAGUCAUGGAGCUCAUAAUGAAUAAAGUGAUUUGUGAUUUCCCUCCUCCCCCCUUUUUGAUCUGCCACUGGUCUAAGCUCAAGGUUUAUUUUCUUUAUUAAUUACAAUCUGACUGCUUCACUUUUGUACGUUUUGAAUCAAAAUGUAACGUUUCUUGAAGUUAAUGUACUAAUUAAUUAAUACAUACUUCUAUAUUAGGUACCUACUUGAUAUUCUAGAAGGGUUUAUAGAGAUGGGAGUGAAUAAAAGUGAAUUUAAUUAUGUACUUCCUUAAAUUUACGACAUACUUAGCUGUUGUACAUUAGAUUUUUCGACAUUUGUUAUGUAAUUUCGUAAAAAGUUGUAAAUAUUAUUUAUUCUUGGUCUUGUUGUUUUUUCCUAGAGUGUAUUACGUACAUUUCCAACUCAAAAAAAAAAAGAAAAACUGUCUGUACUUUUAUCAUUUUAUCGUUAGAAAAUGCACAAUAUUUUUCGAAACGGUUAAUUUUAAACGCUUUCGAAUUGAGGUUUUUAACUACUUAUUAAUUGCUGUGUAUGUACAGGAUGCCUUUGAUUAAGUAAAUUAUGGCUACUUACCUUCACUAUACGUAAAUCACAAAGCAAUGCACAUAAACGUUUGGCAGUAUUUUAAUUACGAGAAAUUGAUUAAACCACGAACUCAAUAAACUUUUAGUAGUUAA
This is a messenger RNA of Agrilus planipennis (emerald ash borer), 3445 nucleotides long. Its product is annotated as homeobox protein SIX1-like. Gene Ontology annotation, cellular component: nucleus; transcription regulator complex. The record is from RefSeq and is a predicted model, not a curated record. Gene Ontology annotation, biological process: regulation of transcription by RNA polymerase II. Gene Ontology annotation, molecular function: RNA polymerase II cis-regulatory region sequence-specific DNA binding; DNA-binding transcription factor activity, RNA polymerase II-specific. The coding region runs from base 417 to 1244 and encodes 275 amino acids. NCBI's taxonomy places the organism in Eukaryota, Metazoa, Arthropoda, Insecta, Coleoptera, Buprestidae. The transcript has 4 exons.